UUUCACACCUCUGAUUAUGGAUAACCCACCUCUAACCACUUCAGAAGAAGCCAAGAAACCCAGAAAGCGUUUUGUUGGACGUGCAAGGAAAUCUGCCAAUGAAUCUAAGGAAGCAGGUGCUAUUGAAGAUGGUGCUGUUGGCUUUGCAAAAGCACCUAGAGCACGUAGUGGCCGUGUAGCAAACCAAGUUCCCGAAGAAAUUCUAAACGAUCCUUUACUGAACAAAGCUAUUGAAACUAUCCCUUCCAACUAUAACUUUGAGAUCCAUAAAACUGUGUGGAGAGUAAGAAAAGCAAAGGCUAAAAGAGUUGCUCUUCAAUUACCAGAAGGUCUUAUGAUGUUUGCUUGUUUGAUUGCUGAUAUCCUCGAAGUCUUUUGUAAUGCUGAGACUUUGAUUAUGGGUGAUGUGACAUAUGGUGCUUGUUGUGUUGAUGACUAUACUGCUAGAGCUCUCGGAUGUGAUUUUUUGGUUCAUUACGGCCACAGUUGUUUAAUUCCUGUAGAUAUCACAACCAUUGAAACUUUGUAUGUAUUUGUAGAUAUUGGAAUUGAUACACAACAUUUUAUUGCUACAGUCAAAAAGAACUUUGAAAAAGGAAAAAGACUUGUCUUGGUCGGUACAAUUCAGUUUGCUGCAGCUUUACAGGCAUCUAGAGCACCACUCGAAGAAGAUUACACUGUAAUGGUGCCUCAAUCCAAACCUCUAUCACCAGGUGAAAUUCUAGGUUGUACUGCACCUAAAUUGUCAGAUAUGGAUUACAUUGUCUUUAUUGGUGAUGGUCGUUUUCAUUUAGAAUCUAUCAUGAUCCAUAACCCUCAGAUACCUGCCUUCCAGUAUAAUCCUUAUGGUAAAACAUUUACUCGCGAGAGAUAUGAUCACAACGAGAUGCAUUCUCUUCGAAAGCACGCUGUCAGUGUUGCCAAAGAAGCCAAAAAAUAUGGUCUUAUUCUAGGUACAUUGGGUCGUCAAGGAAAACCUCAAAUUCUAGAAUAUUUAGAGCAAUCGAUUAAAGAACAAGGCAAAGAAUCAGUCAAUGUACUUUUAUCAGAGAUUUUCCCUGGUAAACUCGAACAAUUUGAGGAUGUUGAUGCUUGGAUUCAAAUCGCUUGCCCUAGACUUUCCAUUGAUUGGGGAUAUGCUUUCCCUAAGCCUUUAUUGACACCCUAUGAAGCAUCUAUUGUACUAGGAAAAGCAGAAUGGCAAGAUGUGUAUCCUAUGGACUUUUAUGCCAAUGACAGUUUGGGUCCUUGGACACCUAAUCAUGGUCGAGGCAUUCCUCGAAAGAAGAGAACAAUUGGUGCAAACUAAACAAAUGUGUAUAUAUGUGAAAGGGAGUCUGAUCUACCGUUGUCUAGUAUUUUACUAAGGAACAGAUCUCCUAUGAGUAGAAGAAAAAAAAAAAUUAAAUAAAAAGACUAUUGACAUGAAAG
Molecule: messenger RNA, 1431 nt
Organism: Gilbertella persicaria
Lineage: Eukaryota; Fungi; Mucoromycota; Mucoromycetes; Mucorales; Choanephoraceae
Product: putative diphthamide synthesis protein-domain-containing protein
Exons: 7
Coding region: 17-1309 (430 amino acids)
Biological process (GO): protein histidyl modification to diphthamide
Molecular function (GO): 2-(3-amino-3-carboxypropyl)histidine synthase activity
Source: RefSeq, a predicted model, not a curated record